AUCCGUCGUGACCUUGGUCGUGUGUGCCGGGCAUGCCAUCUUCUUCACCGUUCAGUAGUAUAGUAAUAGCCAGUUUGUUUAUCUACACCUAGCCAGUGCUUUUCUAUCGCGCGAAGUUUAAGUUCAACACACCUUCACACGCGUUAUUAGUCGUCGGUCAUGGCCGAAUGCUGAACGAUACUAAACUAUAAUUUAUUGGAAUUUACGUAAUAUAAUCAAUUCAAAUUCAAAAUGAAAGUAGCACUAGUUAUUUUAACGCUUGUGACUACCAUGGAGCUGGUACUAGGUGUACCGAUCUAUGGUCCACCGCAACCGUUGCCGAUUCCGCACAAGUACAGGUCUCCAAAUGGAGCACCCUUCCCCGCCAAAUAUCCUCCUCAUCUUAAUGGUCAACCGGGAAAAAACGAAUUUUAUUCGAAAUUUAAUCCUCAUUCACUGCCACCAGGCUUACGCGGGCCUGCACCCCAACAGCCACCGCCUUUUGCUAAAUAUCCUAAUCAGCCAUCUCCUGGAAAACAUCAACAACAGUAUCAACAACAAAACCAACAACAACAUCAACCACAACAACAUCAACUGCAUUAUCAUUCACAACAGCAACAACAACAGAAACAUCAACAACAACCACAUCACCCACAGGUCAACAAUAGACCACUAGGACCACAGUUCCAGUCGAAACCACACUUGUUGCAAAACAGCGCUCCUCAUCAUCCUUCUCAACAAGGUCAAGUUAAUAAUAAUCCUGAACAGCGAGUACAAUUAGUAUCAUCGCGGCCCACCCCUAAGAUAACCAACGUCUGGACGGGACCUAAAGUUUCCGAAUCACCGGAAUUACCAACACGUUUCUCCGCUGCCGCCACUCACAUAGCUCCGGUGACUACGGUUCCGUUUUUGGAAAAACCCAGAGGACCUUACAUAAUCAACAGCGAUGAUGAAAGGGGUCCUAUUAAGACCAUACCGGCGCCGAACCUCAACCCAGCAGACAAACCAGCCAACUUCGAAGAACAAUUGUAUAGGGCGCAACACCAACAAUCAUACGUUCAACCUUUAGACAAUUCAAUAACCGACGAAAAACUUUCGUACCAGGUAACCGAAGACCCGAACGUUUACAAACAAUUUAACGGCCAACCGUCUUACAAAGAACCGUCCAACACGGACUCCAACUCCGCACCGGCCGUGCCGCUGGACAUCGCCCUGCAACAGCACUUGGAUAACCAACAUCAGCAACAGGUAUCGGCCGAGCAGGUCGGAUCGACGGGCACGUUGACCCCCCAAGAGUUGUACUCGCUGUUGAACGGUAACCCAUCCGGCGCCGCCGCCGCCGCCCCGGCCGUGGUACCGCAGACCACGUACAUGGUACAGCAACCCGUCAUGUACGCCGUACCGCAACCACAGCCUUUGGACCUGCAAGUCGGUCACCAGCUCCAGUACCAGGCGCAACCGGUGCAGUUGCAGUACGCACAACAGCCCGCGGCCACGGGCGUCCAGUUGCAGUACGCGCAACCGGCCGCCGCCGAACUCCAGUACUUGCAGCCGCAAACUGUCCAGUACCAGCCACAAGCUGUCCAAUAUCAACCGCAAACCGUCCAAUAUCAACCGCAAACCGUCCAAUACCACGUUCAACCCGAACACUUGCAGCAGCAGUACCAGCAGCAACCGGCGGAACAGUACAACGGCGCGCCGCAGACGACCGCCGCCGAAAUAUCAGCGCAAAAACAACAACAGCAACAGGAGCUGAUACAGCAGCAACAGGAACAACAGCAGGAACGACAGGAGCAACAGCAACGCGAGCAGCUAAAACAACAGCAACAGGUGGAGCAACAGCAGCAGCAGCAGCAACAGCAGCAACAGCCGGACAACGACGUGCAGUACCAACAGGAACAGAACGACUACGAGCCCAGGAACAACGGGGACAAGGGAUCGGCCGAACAGCCUCUGGUGGCCGGCGACGACGGCGGGCGCGGCGAUCAGAAGAAGUUGCAGGACAUCAGGGACCAGUAUUACUCGGCCGUUCCCAACGAACAGACGGCCAGCGUGCUGGCGCAGAUCGCCCAGUCGGCGGCCAACAGCGACGCGCCGGCGGCCGACGAGCCGAAGCCCUCGGAAAAUUCGCCGUCCGAUCAGUCGGUGCAGAUGCACACUUCGGUGCAGAUCCAACAGUCGGUGCCGCUUUACGAGGCCACGUACGCGUCGUCGAGGCGCACCAAUCAGGAGUACGUGGACGAGGACGCCGGGGCGGAAGAGCUGAUGGAAGGCAGCGAAUCGGUGGCCGUCUCCGAAUCGUCGGCGCCGCCGCCGUCACAGCCGGAUUUUAACGGACACGCUCCGGGUCAGUUCCCGUACAACGCGGCCAAUAUAAACGCAUUCGCCGCCAACUAGUCCUAUAUUAUAAUGGAUAGCUACGCGACAGUUUUCCCCCGACCGGACAUCCGGAACGCGACUUCGGUGUGUGCCGACCAGUUCAUGCGUUUUUGAUAGCUAUAUUAUAUCAACACUAUAUAUAUAUAUAUAUAUAUAUGUUAUAAGACAGGCACUGUAUUUUUUAUGAUAUACUAUUUUUAUUAUCUUUUUUUUUUUUUUUUUAAUACGCCGAUGUCAAUAUCACAUUGUAUCGCGGUGAAAUUUAUUUAUUAUUCUUAAUUUAUUUUCGUUUUAAUCUAUGUUCGAAACGGUCGACAUCGACACUCGAUAAGCGUUUCGUCGUACACGCGGACACGCUUAAUUAUUUAUUUAUUUGUACGCGUCUAGUUAAGUAAUUAUUAAUAUGUUAUAUUUUUUUUAAGACUAACUGCGUGAACAAUUGCUCAAUUUUAAAGUUAUAAACCGCUGGCCAUAACCACAAUUUUUCUCGAAGCUAACGGGCCGAAUAUCUUGUCGUUCGGAUCAGAACACGAUUCGCGUGCACACUUGAAGUUCAAUUGGUAUAAAUAUCAAUCAAGCUGAACAGUGAACAUAUACACCGUAGUGACUUCGCCCACAACAGUUUCCAAUAUUAAUUUCAAUAAGUAAUGACAUACAUAAAAAACACCAUGACAUGUUUAUUGAAAAAAUUUAAGUGUACUUG
This is a messenger RNA of Melanaphis sacchari, 3061 nucleotides long. Its product is annotated as mediator of RNA polymerase II transcription subunit 15-like. The transcript is spliced from 3 exons. NCBI's taxonomy places the organism in Eukaryota, Metazoa, Arthropoda, Insecta, Hemiptera, Aphididae. The record is from RefSeq and is a predicted model, not a curated record. The coding region runs from base 232 to 2376 and encodes 714 amino acids.